AUGGGUACACCCCGAGACUACUAUGCAGACUUAGAGCUGCCACCGACGGCAGACGCCGCGGAAAUUCGAAAACAAUAUCGAAAACUUGCUCUCAAGUAUCAUCCAGAUCGCAAUCCUGGACGAGAGGCAGAAGUGAACACCCAGUUCCAGAUUAUCCAGACGGCGCACGAGAUUCUUUCCGACCCUGAACAGAAGGCCAAGCACGAUGCUUCGCGAGGUCGCGGCAGAUUCCCAGGAGCUUCGGGUGUUAAGGGUAACCCGUGGUCAAAUGUCAGCGCCCAGUAUCCGCCCCCUCCUCGACGCAACAAUGCAAAUCCUCGAGCUCCGCCAUCGGGCGCACAAAGAUGGCAACGUUUUUCUACGGGAGUUCCUCCCACUGCAAAGCAGUAUACAGCAUCAGAUGCCGAAUCGAAGAAGAAUGCUGCCCGAGCAUUUGAAAAUAUGCGAAAGGGUGCAUCGACCAAGGCGAAUGAUCAACCACGACCUCCCCCUCCACCUCCGCCACCACGGACUGAGUCUGCCAGGCAGCGUCAGGAGGCCUCGUUUGGUGCAAGAAAGACGGGCUUCCAUCCUCGGACAACAGUGGGCGAUGAACCACCUGUAUCAAGUAGCAACUACAGCUCGAGACCUGCUUCGGAACGAUAUGCGCAGCGAUUUGGCCCCGACGUCACACAACAAGCACCUCCUCCUACUCCCCAACGGCCUCCCCCAACUGCGAUGCCUGAUCCGUUAAGUCAAUUCAGAGAUCGAGACAGUACAGCGGACCCCCGACAAAGCAGUCCUUAUACAUCACAAGGAGGCGAAAAGACUAAUCCUUUCGAUGGCAUCUCAAUAAACCGGGCUAAGAGUACUCGGGAAGCUACUCGCCAAGAUCAAUCUGCCUCUGAAAAUGAAGCCUUCAACCGACAGCGCAGCGCCAGUGCACCGAAGGGUGGAAAGACCGAGGACGAUCCUAUGAACAACAAGGUUCCUGAACAACCUUCGAUACCUAGGGAUCCGGCAGACCGGCCUAAGGCGCCAUUAAAGAAAACUCGGAGUGGUUUCAAGAGUGUUCCGCUGGGACCUAACCAACAGGCUACCGAGUUUCCCGUAAAUGAUAAGCCAACUGAUUCACCUGGUGGCCCAACAAUGUAUGGCAACCCAUUUUCUACAACAUCUAGCCGCCCAAUCCCCAAGAGCUCCAACAAGUGUCGUAGUCACCAUGGGUAUGAUUCCUUGGGGAAUCACUGCCCGUAUGAAAUCCCUAUCAAGCCUUCUCUGCCGUCGCCUAGUGGUAGACAGGAUUCACCGCAUAGAUUGACUCCUUUUGAGCGCCAGCAACUGGAGCUCUUAUCACAACUCAUCGACAACGCGAGUCCCGACAGCCCUGCUAAGAAGCCGAAGCUCAAUGACCGCAGCUCUAAAAACUCCGGCAUGCCGAAUCGUGCUAACAAAGUCUACUCGAACAGCUUUAGUUUCCCUGUCAAUGAUGACACUUUCGCGCGAACAUCACCUGACCACCAUCGAUUCUCCCGACGAAGCACUGAUGAUAUUAACACUAGUUUUGCUGACGAAGAAGAUGCUACUGGAUGGGAGUUUAAUGCAGGUGGAGCUGAACAGGACAGCCCAACUAUGCCCCGAAAGCCAGGUCGCCGAUCCCCGGGGAAGCGUCCCCCGAUGAGCGGCAAGAGUACACCAAGUUUCAUGUCUGAUACUGAGAGAUCCGACUCUGCUAAGCCCGAGUCGGCCUUUAACCCUGCAGGUUGGGACUUUGGUCCCCAAACAUUUGUUCCUCAGCCGUCAAAGUCUGUGUCCCCUACACGGUCUACCCGAACGAACUCACGAAAGCCGAAGGCGUCCAAAAAGUCAAGCCAUGCCAAUCUUGUGGACGACAGCAGCAGUGAAGAUGAGGUUUUGGAAUGGCGUGGCCGAAAGGUGCAAGAAGAGCCACCUGCUGCCGAGAGUCCCCAGGCUAUGGACAUAGAUACUCCUCCUGCGCCGUCUUCCAUGCCGCCGCCUCGACCCCCAAAGGUACCUUCACCCCAGCCAGCUCAGACCACGCCUUCACCACAGCCUGCCCAGCCUGUGAACCAACCUCAGCAACCCGUUGAAACGAACCAGGCCCCUGGAGUGGUGCCUGUUCCUCAUGCGGCCCGAAACAUCAACGUUGAACCCACCAGACCCGAGUGGCGACCAGGCAAUGUGGACACCGUCAAUGGUAACGAGCAGAGACCCGAGAGCCCCAGAAAGACGUUCAAUCCAAACAACGUGGGGUCUGAAGACAGUGAAGAGUUCCGAGCUAGCUUCGCAGACCUCAGAAAUGUGGCCCCAUUCUCUCAACAGAGUUCCGGCCUGAAGUCUUUCUCCGAUCUGAAGGACAACUUGCCGUUUGAAAGUAAAGCGGCGCCGCAGAUUCCGAUGAAGCUCCCCAAAGUGCACCCAUUGAUCUUUCCGGCAGCACCUACUGCUCCUCAAAUCCCAGCUGCGGCCACUGUUAACGGCGUAAAGCCAAGCGCGCUUUCUUGGGAGACCUAUGUCAAAGAUUUUGAACAUUACUUGAAGCAAUGGGACACAUUCAAUGCCCAAGUCGUCGACCAUUUUGCUACCCGGAAAUCGCACAUCGCUCGUACCCGAGAAGAAAAGGGUUAUUCAUUCUUGGAGAAUCGGGGUGAUGCUGACAUUCAGGAGUACUACAACUGGCUCGAACAGGAUAUGGACGUUCGUCGACGCUGGGCAGCCGCAUGCGAGGAGCAUGAGCACCGAUUCCGAGAAUUCAUGGCGUUUCGAAUGAAGAUGAAGUAA
Fusarium redolens is the source of this 2781-nucleotide messenger RNA. RefSeq lists its product as uncharacterized. The coding region runs from base 1 to 2781 and encodes 926 amino acids. The record is from RefSeq and is a predicted model, not a curated record. The transcript is spliced from 3 exons. Lineage: Eukaryota; Fungi; Ascomycota; Sordariomycetes; Hypocreales; Nectriaceae.